Messenger RNA from Effrenium voratum, 975 nucleotides. NCBI's taxonomy places the organism in Eukaryota, Dinophyceae, Suessiales, Symbiodiniaceae. The record is from the annotation of a GenBank genome assembly.
AUGGCGGAUGCCGGGCAGCAGCUGCGAUUCAGCGUGGUGUCCUUUGCGGGUCCGGGGGUGCCCCUGGCUGUGGUGGGUAGCUGCCCGUCCCUGGGCCAGUGGGACCCCCAAAAAGCCGUGGUUAUGCAGCCACGGCACGGGGAUAUGCGGCUCCAGUCAGAGCCAGACUUCCACUGGGCGGAUAUCUUCUGCCCGGAGGUCUUGGCGGGGGAGAAGGUGGAGUACAAGUUUCUGGAAAAACAUGGCCACGGGGUGAAGUGGGAGGAGCUUGGAGCGAACAAGAAUCGCUGCCUGGAUCGCGGAGCUUUCUCGGACUCGACAAGUCCUCUGGUCCUCCUGGAAGUGGUUCGCUUUGCAGACCCCAAUGGUGCGGAGAGCGACCAUACAGCCCGCUUCUAUCAAGGCGUGAAAGAGCGCGGCGAGAUCUCCAUCCGCAAGGUCCUGAACAAUUUGUAUGUGGGCUCCUGUCCCAGACAGCAGACGCACAUCGAGACCUUGAACCUUCUGGGAGUGACGUGUGUGGUGAACUUCCAGACUGAGGAGGACUGCAAAAGGAAUUGCGUGGCGGGCAUCGGCAUGGAAGAGGAUCCCCUGGCAGUGAGCCGGAUCUAUGAGAGCAAGGGCAUGCAAUACAUUUGGAUGCCCACCUUCGACAUGUCCACGGACGGGCGGGCGCAGAUGUUGCCCCAGGCCUCCUUCCUUUUCGCGGAACUCAUCAGGAGGGGCCACACGGUGUACAGCCACUGCAACGCGGGGGUGGGCCGCUCAGUGGCGGCGGCCUGUGGGUAUUUGGUCUUCGCGCUGGGUCUGGAGAUGCGGCAGAUGCAGCAUGUGAUGGCCAGCUGCCGUCCCGUGGCGUUCUUCGACUUCGAGGCCCUCAACCGGGCCAGGGACAAGUACCAGAAGAUGUUCGGCAAGGACACGGAUGCCGAGGCGGACAAGCGAUGCAAGGAGGAAGCACUGGCACUUCUUUGA